AUUUCAGUGAAAGAAAAUAUUCCUCCUCCAUUAAUUUGCGGCAAUUUUAUUACUGCAGAACUUGAUAUUAUUAAAUUUUGGAAAGAGCUUCCGAAUGCAAAAAUAGCAUUUUCACUACCAGAAGAAUCAGAUUUAGAAGACUUAAAACAUUAUUCUAUAAUUGAAAAUAAUCAACUUUUUAUACGCAGGUGUUUGUUUACCUGCAGCUACUUAAUACAAUCAAUGAAAGUCGUCAAAAAAGGUGAUCCUGCAAAAAGUGGCUGUGCAAUCGCAGAAAGGAUUAAUGAUCCUAUUAACUGGCCUGGCUUUACGAAAUUCUUUAUGCCAAUUUGGGAUCAAGAAGAAAUUAUCACACUUUGGGCUCUUCAAUAUAAGAAUAUAAGAAAUUAUAAAAAUGAAGAGUUUACAUUUAGUUUACUUGAAACUCUUUUAGAAAAGUGGGGACCUAUACUAAGAUUAGUACUUUUAAAGUUGGAUGAUAAUACUUAUCAAAAAGGAGACGUUAAAGAUCUGGGUAACCAGAUCACGGGUGGUCCUCACAGUAUCAGCCACCCCCGGUAUAUGGAAGAACCAAUUAUUAAUGGUCAGACUCAAUGCACAGAGCAGACUUUGGUUUCUUGCACAGCUGUAAAAGCCAGGCAUACGGUGAGCGAAUCUAUAGAAGAAACUUAA
This is a messenger RNA of Racocetra persica, 672 nucleotides long. NCBI's taxonomy places the organism in Eukaryota, Fungi, Glomeromycota, Glomeromycetes, Diversisporales, Gigasporaceae. The record is from the annotation of a GenBank genome assembly.